AUGCCCGCUCCACGCAAAACCACCAAGAGGCCGGUCUCGCAUGCUGUACCUGACAACAAAAGAUCCAAGCGACCAAAUCCAAAGACCGAGCCCAAGACAAUCUCUAAGAGCACAUCCAAGACCACAUCUAAGACCGUUUCUAAGACUUCCACCAAGCGACCCAUCAAUACCACCAGAGGCUGGAGCGUGAAUGAAACAGGCAGCCGUGAAUUGUCAGCACCUUCUGGCAGUGAUCUUAACGCCCAGAUUGCUAGAUGCCGUGAGCAUAUCGAAGAGAAUAUUCACCCUGGGUUCUUUGAGAUGCGUUUGCGGAGAUAUUUGAAGCUUAAAAAGAAGAAGAGCAUCUCAGGCUCCGGACCUGAGCUGUCCUGUCAUUCAGCGGCUACAGUCGUUGAAGAAGCUCGCAAUGGACCUUGA
Messenger RNA from Penicillium verhagenii, 417 nucleotides. RefSeq lists its product as uncharacterized. Lineage: Eukaryota; Fungi; Ascomycota; Eurotiomycetes; Eurotiales; Aspergillaceae. The transcript is spliced from 3 exons. The record is from RefSeq and is a predicted model, not a curated record. The coding region runs from base 1 to 417 and encodes 138 amino acids.